AUGUCUCUGUUACAGCCUCUCCGUCAGUGUCAUGAGCUCUCCCUCAGCCACAAUCCUUCUCCUUCAGUGCUGCCAUCUCUGAGCUGCAGCCAUGGGCUUCAAUGAUAUCCUGGAGGAUGUCGGAAGUAUGGGCAAGUUCCAAAUCAUCCACAUUUUGUUGCUGACAUCCCCAUCUCUGCUCCUGACCAUGCACAACCUGCUUCAGAACUUCCUGGCCGCUGUUCCUGAUCAUCACUGCAGGAUCCCUUUGGAAGUGAAUGACUCGAGGUACGCCAAUGUCACGGGGAGGCUGCAGACGGAGGAACUUCUCCGGGUUUUCAUCCCUCUGGACCAGGACCAACAGCCGGAGAAAUGCCUGAUGUACUCCUCACCUCAAUGGCACCUUCUGGAUCUCAACGGGACGCACGCAAACGUGACUGAGUACCACACGCAGAAGUGCACUGACGGGUGGACCUAUGACAACUCUAAGUUCAAAGCCUCGACGGUUACAGAGUGGGACUUGGUGUGCGAUCAGAGGUCGCUGAGAUGGAUCACACAAUCGAUAUACAUGGCUGGAUUGCUGGUGGGAGCCAUGGUGCUGGGCAGGCUUUCUGACAAGUUCGGGAGGCGGAGUCUCCUGCUGUGGUCCCACUUCCAGAUGGCAGUGUCGGGAACCUGCGCUGCGUUCUCCUCCUCCUAUCCCUUGCUCUGCUUCUGGAGGUUUCUCUGUGGGAUGGCAACAUCGGGGCUGAUCCUCAACGCUUUCUCCCUGCGGGUUGAAUGGAUCCCAACAAGAUUUCGAACCUCUGUUGAAAUGAUUAGUAAUUACGUUUACACUACUGGUCAAAUGACCCUGGCUGCUGUAGCUUACGGAAUCCAACACUGGCGCUGGAUUCAGUUGACACUCUCUGUACCAUUUUCCGUCUUCUUCUUUUAUUCCUGGUGGUUGCCAGAAUCUGCUCGUUGGCUCAUUCUGAACGACAAGGCUGACGUCGCUCUAGAACAGCUCAGGAGGGUAGCCAAGACAAACGGCAAGGAGGUUAAAGGGAAAGAACUCACUCUCGAAAUUCUCAAGUCGAGUAUGAAAGAUGAGCAGCUAACUACCAAGAACAAGCACGGUGUACUGGACCUCUUCCGGACUCCUGUUAUACGCAAGAUAGCCUGUUGUACCAUGCUUGCUUGGUUUGCAACGGGUUUUGCCUAUUACGGGUUAGCGAUAGACCUGCAAGGAUUCGGAGUUGAUAUUUACCUCAUCCAGUUCAUUUUUGGAGCCGUCGACGUUCCAGCGAAGUUUAUUGGUUUCAUUUCCAUGAGUCUGAUCGGAAGACGGUUCACACACAGCACAUCCCUUAUCCUCGCGGGGUGCGUGAUUGUGGCGAACAUCUUCGUCCCCAAAGAGUUAAAUGCCUUACGCACGUCACUUGCUGCUAUUGGGAAGGGGUGUCUAUCUACAGCUUUCAGCUGUUGCUAUCUCUAUUCAGGUGAACUCUACCCUACAGUGGUCAGGCAGACGGGAAUGGGGCUCGUGAGCACGACGGCCCGUGUGGGGGCCAUGAUAGCGCCUAUCGUAAGGCUGAGCGGCGACUACGUCUCGUUUCUGCCCAUGACCAUAUACGGCGGUGUCGCAAUCGUUGCCGGAGUAGCCAUCUGUGCCCUGCCCGAGACACGCAACAACCCUUUGCCGGAGACCAUCGAAGGAAUCGAAAACAGAGCAAUAAAAAGUGCUGAAAAAGACAAGGAUUCCAAGAGGAGUGAUAUUUCACUCCAUGAAACACACCAAUCACUGAUGAAACAGACUGUGUAACCAGGUGCGGCUCACUCCCAACUAUCAGCCCUCCGAGCAGAUAAAUGCAACAGACAUGUUGUAAUCUAUGUCCUCUUUUUCACAACAAGCACUUAAUAAAGCAUUCUCAACCUUCAAUAUUUCUAAAUUGUACUUUAAACACGAGAUAACUGAAGCGAUAAGAUAAAUCUAAAAGGAUGAACAACACGCAAAAGGCAGCCUCCGUCCAAUUUCAUACCUGUUUUUUAAGAAAUAUCAUUGUGUCCCACACUAUCACAUUGUUACCCUCAGCUUAAUUGUUAAAAAUGGAUUUUGAAUUAAACAACGCUCAACUGGGAUCAAUCUUUUAGAUUUGAUUUGAUUGAUUAUUGUCACAUGUACAGUGAAAAAUUCUGUUUUGCAUGGAGUACAGACAGACCAUACCACACAAAGAGCAUUUGGGUGAUAAAGCAGAGCACGGAGUACAAUGUUACGGUGCACAAAGAGUGAGAACAACAUGAGUUUAAAAUUUGAGAGGGCCGUUCAUGAGGCUGAUAACAGCGGGGAAGAAGCUGUUCUUGAACCUGUCGGUCCGUGUGUUUGAGCUUUUGUCCCUCCUGCCUGAGGGAAGAGGGUGGGAGAGAUUAUAACCGGGGUGGGAGGGCUCUCUGAUGAUGUCGGCUGCCUUCCCGAGGCAGUGGGGAGUGUAGAUGGAGUCGGUGGGGGGAAGGUUGGGUUUGUGUGAGGGACUGGGCUGCCUUUCCAAUCCCAGACUGUGCAGAAUCAUCUUGGUGGGGAUAACGCACUUGCUCUCAGUCCCUGUCCUGUAACUGUGAAGGCAGACAGCCAUCAUAAAAAAUGUUGCCAAAUAGAGGUAAACGUUUGUCAAUGUUCUUUGAUUGUCCAUUGUAUGUCUCAAUGCAAUGUUAUUAAACUGAAUUGAAACAAA
Molecule: messenger RNA, 2690 nt
Organism: Chiloscyllium plagiosum (whitespotted bambooshark)
Lineage: Eukaryota; Metazoa; Chordata; Chondrichthyes; Orectolobiformes; Hemiscylliidae
Product: solute carrier family 22 member 6-A-like
Biological process (GO): transmembrane transport
Cellular component (GO): membrane
Molecular function (GO): transmembrane transporter activity
Source: RefSeq, a predicted model, not a curated record